Messenger RNA from Exophiala xenobiotica, 937 nucleotides. RefSeq lists its product as uncharacterized. The record is from RefSeq and is a predicted model, not a curated record. The coding region runs from base 93 to 407 and encodes 104 amino acids. NCBI's taxonomy places the organism in Eukaryota, Fungi, Ascomycota, Eurotiomycetes, Chaetothyriales, Herpotrichiellaceae. Gene Ontology annotation, cellular component: mitochondrion; mitochondrial inner membrane. Gene Ontology annotation, biological process: mitochondrial respiratory chain complex IV assembly. The transcript has 3 exons.
CAUAAAUACUCUGAGAGCUUUGAUAGCCCUUGCUAAAGUCGAAACAGGUAUACCAUCAGCCCGAAGAGUGUUCGGACAGGGGUGCCGGUACGAUGGUGUUCAACUAUAUUUUACGGUCCCUCCGCGGGACGAAUCUCGAAGUCUUCAAGUUCGGCAUGUACCUGGCCUUUCCAAUAGGGUAUAUGUACUACUUCGGCACCAACCUGGAAAACCGAUUCUCUGUGCCCGGCUUCUGGCCAACACAAGAACAAAGUCACAAGAUCCCCUACGAGCGAGAAGAAAUCAGAGCCGAGGUGCAGCGAAUACAGCAAAAGAUGACGGAAAUGCGUGCGAGGUUGCCUCUCGAGCAACAGCAGAGGUUGAAGGAUCGGGACAUGGAAGCACCGGAACAGAAUACUAGCGGGUAGGGCUCUGAGCUCCGAAGACCUCCAGCAAGUGUCCAAGUUAGUACGACAGAAAGACAAGGAAUCUGUUGCGCGGAUUGGAAAGAUGAAGGCGGACAGACGAAGAAGAAGACUUUGAGGAAGGACCUGAACCAGGCCUACAUGAGCCGGACGGCCAUCGACACACUCAUGACCCAGCGUACAUUUCGACGCACAGGGGAAAUGCCGCUUUGUACACAAGUCCCAGGUCGACGCAGAAGCAACACGUUUGCGCAGCUCUGCGUUAUCACGGUGUUGAGAGCAGGAAAAUGGGUAACCUCAGUCCACUCAAUCAUGGGCAUUGUCUCCAAAUGGGUUGAUGGCUACUCUUUGUGGAUCGAGGCCAAAACGAAAACAGGCAUGGCCGCCGUGCCGCGCUCAGUACAUGGUGCAGCUUCGACGGAGUCAUGUCGUUGUAAUGGAUUAUAUGAAAGCCGAUGCUACCAAUGUCGCUGCCAUACAACUCCUUGUAAAAGAAUAACAUUAGGGGUAUCUCAUUUUACAACUCUUUCAAC